UAUUACAUAGCUCAGUUUUUACUCACGUAUGCGUGCGAGAUUUGCUUUCCGGUCUCCAGCUUUUUGGCCUUUGGCUUAAUCUUCUCUAACGUUCGAUUUCACGAUAUCAAAGUUGGUCGCGCGCGACGACGUCUCACUUUGUAGAAUUUAGCGGCGAGGGUGUGCCCCGAAUUUCCAUGCGGAUCAACGGCGUAACGUCAAACGCGUAACGCUGCCGCCAUCUUGGCACCAAAGCGCCGCCGACAGUGUCGCCAAGCGGUCGAAGAUCGUAUCAAAUCGUCGCCAUGAAUAAUACGGCGCACUUUUCGAAUUUAUACUUGAGCAAAUGUAAACCGUGGAACAGUGAAAAAGCGAAUUGGAAGUGGGUGCCGAGUAUUCGAGUAUACAUCCCUGUCUCUCUCUCUAUAUCUCUCUCUCUCUCUCUUCGAUCAGGUUAAUGUUUUCAACUACGACGAUACCGACGAGUCACAUUCGUUAGAAGAAGACUGUGUGAUACGUGAGGACGAAUCUGGUACUCUCUCUCUAAAUUUGGAUACGCUUUCUAAUAGAAGACGCAUGUGAGUUGGACGACCACGUGGACCGAAUCCAUCGAAAAAACAAUUCUCCCGUAUCCCUACAGUAAGAUUUUACAACUACGAAAUUACGAAAUAUCAUUUUCGUGAGAUUAUGCGUUAUUUUUCUCUACUUGAUGAUUAAUCGGUGAGAAUUAGAUAUAAAGAAAUGUAUAUGUAAGUGUAAUUGUAAAUCGCAAUAACGUGAACGGAUUUAUACGAAUUUACGUGUGUUAUAUUAUGUGUGAGGAAUGAGCUAGUGCAAAACAAUAGAAAAAAAAAAAAGAAAAAAAAAAUAUAUAUAUAUAUAUAUGUGUGUGUAUGUAUGUUAUGUGUAUAUAAAUAUAUAUAUAUAUAUAUAUAUGUAUAUAUACAUAGGAUUAUUAAAAAGUAUUAUUGUGUAUAAGAAAUGUGAUAUAGUUUGAAUUUUAACGAUACUUUUAAAUCCUUUAAAAAAUUUCUUAACAUCUAUUAUACUGCGUGAGAAAAUUAAAUACUGCCAGAUUGUUUUGAAGGUAAUGCGUGAACAGAAAAUAGUUAGUACUUUUUACAAAGGGAACUAACUGGAAAUUUUUCAAUUUGAAUGAAGAAGGUCAUUAUCUAAUCAUGUCGAAUAAAAAUAUAUUGGAUGAAGAACCUAUGAAGAAAAGACUGAGGCAUCGCAUUAUAUCGGAUCAUAUUUAUAAUGAAGAAUUUGAGGAAUUAGUUAGCAAAAAUUGGAGCUGCCAUAACGAGAUUAAGAACAAUAAUCUUGAAGUUAUAUCAACACCUUUUAGGGUUUGUAAAAUAUCAAAUUUUCUUGCUAACGAGGAUUUUAUAAAUGAACUAAAAAAUGAAUUAUUAGAUGUCAAAUAUCGAAGAAAUAUUCUCGACCUGUAUCAGUUUGAACAAUCAGAUGACCUUGAAUUUGUGGAUAAACCAAAUGUACAACUUUUAUACGCAGCUUUUCAGAUCGAGAUUGCCAUGUGGAUGGAACGAGUUACAAGAAUUCCUUUGAACAACAAAAUCUCAAUGUCGAGCUCGUGUUACUGUAAUACAGAUUACUUGCUUUGCCAUGACGAUAAUAUGGGUGAAAGAAGAAUUGCAUAUAUAUUAUAUCUUUCAAAAAAUUGGAUUGCAGAGGACGGAGGAACCUUGGAUUUAUUUGAUACCGAUGAAGAUGGAUUGCCUCAAAACGUAGUACGGUCCUUGAUACCAGAAUAUAAUUCGCUAGUAUUUUUUGAAGUUAUGGAUACAUCUUUUCAUCAAGUCUCAGAGGUGAUUUCCACUGAGAGAACUCGUUGGUCGCUCAAUGGUUGGUUCGAAGGUUCGUUAAGACAGAGUAAUAGACUGCCAAGACCUAUUUUAUUUUGUAAAUAUACUGAACCAAUGGAUAUGGAAAUAAAAUUAGAGUCAUGGGUUAGGGGUUGCUAUCUUGAAUCCAAAAUGAUUGACGAUAUUCAGAAGGAAGUUGAAGUAGAAUCUUAUGCAUUUCUUUCCAGUUUUUUCAUAGAAGAUGUAUAUAAUAAACUUUCAGCAGAGAUCACCUCUGAAAGUAUUUCUUGGGAAAAAGUUGGUCCUGCUGAUGUAAGAAAUUAUGAGGUAGCUGACGAGAAUACUUUGCCAGCAUUAUUGAAAAGUUUCUGUGAUAUAUUUAAGUCUAAGAUUAUAUUUAGACUUCUCAGAAAUUAUACAGAAUUAGAUCUUGUAUCGAUGAAACCAGAUAUGAAACCAAAAAUGACUAUGGAAUUGCAAAGAUGGUCGCAAGGUAGUUACACAUUGAUUACUGACAGAUUGAAAAACAAAAGUAACGAAGAGGAAAAUCAAAUGGAGGAGAAAGUGUCCGAUACAAAAAAUAAAAGUAAAAAAUCAUUGGAUGGAAAAGACAUUAAGGAAAAAGAACUAAUGGAAUCUUUCACCAGUACUGACAGCAAAUGUUCUAUACAAUCUACUAGUGAUAAUAAAAAUUCUUUUAAAAGCAAAAAUUCCAUAUCCAUGGAAUUCAAUAAUGACAAUAAAUCUUCUAAAAAUAACAAAGAUUCUACAUCUAAACAAUUUAUUACUAAAUCAUGUAAAACUAAUAAAGAUUCUAAGUCUAAGCGAUCCGAUAGUAAAAGUAAAAAGAGUACAGAUAGCUCUAAAAAAGAGGCAUAUAAAUCAGAAAAUUUGGAAUCUUCUAAGAGUAGCGAGGAUUCCCAAUCUACAAGAUGUAGUUGUAGCAAUAAAAUAAUAGGUACCACGUGUAGAUAUUGUAGCACACUUUUCAGCGAUAAAGAAUAUGAGGACAUUGAAGAAGAAGAAGUGCCAAAGUUAAAAAAGAAAAAGUAUAAGAAAGUUAGACCAAAGAACGUAGAAUCGCAAACUUCGUCAUCUGGAUUAGAAAAUUCACCUUCUAGUUUUUAUGAUAUACUUGAUAGAAGUGAUUCUGAUGAAGUAUCUGACAUUGGUGAUUACCUUUCGGAUCCCUCUGAUUACGAUAUGGAAUCACAAAAUGAAAUGAUGGAAGAAGAGGAGGAAGAAGAUGAAGAUGAAGAAGAAGAAGAUGAAGAAGGUACUCUUGAUGUUAUCGUUCAAUUUCAUACCGCUAAUUUAUCACAAGAACAAACGAUAGAUUAUGUUCACCCAAAUGAAAAAGAAGGUUCAUUGAUUCAUAUACCACCGAAAGAUAAUCAUCUGUGUCUCAUUUAUAAAACUUUGAGUGUCAGUCGUGUUCACAAAUAUAUCAAUCAAUAUUGCAAAGGUUAUUUCUACAAUUUAGUAUGUACGUAUUGCGAGUAGUAUUAUUCAUGGUGAAAACCCAUCCUCAAAAUCUUUUUUGGCGGCCAUUGUACAUUCGAUGCGUCGUUCAAGUAAAAGAAAUUUGUUUUUAUUUUGAAAGGAAAUAUAUAUUGAUUGUACAGUGAAUGAAAUUUAAUCGAGGAGAUGAAAAAUAACUUUUCGGGAAGAUUAUUAACUUGAUUCAUCGAAAGAAAUAUUUAUCUUGCGAAAGAAUUGUAAUAUAGUAUUUGUAUUAAUAAAAUUAUCAGUAUUUAUGGGCAUAAAAUAUUUCCUUUUACGUUUUUUUCUUUUUCUUUUAUUUUCCUUUUUUUUCUUUUUUCUCUCUCUCUUUCCUUCUUCUUUUUUUCUUUUUUUUUCUUCUCUCAUAAGAAUUAUUGUACCUCGUGUUUUAAUUAUUUUCUUUACUUUGACAAUUCAAUCAUACAAACGUGAUAAUAUUUCAUACGACGCGAGUUAUUAUUUAGCUAACACAUCUAAGGUGUGAAAAUUAAGAUCACAAUGCAGAAGGAAACAUUCGCAAUUAUUUAUUAAGUGCAGCAUAUACAUAAUCUAAUAGAGAUUAAGAUAUACAAAGUGGUGAAGGUUUUUAUUUCGGAUAGAGAGAUCAUGCAUAAUGUGAAUGGAAAGAUGCAGAGCGUGAUGUAUGUGCUGCUUGUAUGUGCUGCUUGUAUGUGCUGCUUGUAUGUGUGUGUGCGUGUGGAUGUAAGAAAGAAAAGUUUCGUACAUUAUAUAUGACAUUGUUAAUUAACAAUUAUCAGGCAUUAAUUAACUUUCUAUCGGUUAAUGCAAACGUUAAGAUGAGACUAUUAAAAUGUUUAUAUUAUUGAAACUUUUCUUCUUUUAUACUUUGAGAUAAAAAAAAAAAAAAAAAAAAAAUAAAAAAAAAAAGAAAUGUGGAAUGAGUUGUAAGUAAAACAAAAGGAAGAGAAAAAAAAAAGAAACAAGGAAAAAGAAAUAGAUAAGAAGAAUAAACGAUUAAAUCGUUACUCUUGUUACGAAAAAUGGGAGGAAAAAAAGAAAACAAAAAGAGGGAGAGAGAGAGAGAGAGAGAGCGAAAAAAAAGAAACGUAAUAAUUUCAAUUGUUCUAAAGUUUUAUAAUUACGAAUCAUUUCUAUAUAAGGAAACAAAAUCAAGGAAGGAUUGUGCAUGAUAUUGUACGUACGUCAUACGAUAGGUUUAUUCUCAUACGACAUACGUCGAUUAAUCUGAUAUUAAAAAAAUUACAAGAUCCGAAAUAAAUUCGGUACUUCGAAAGGUAUGAAUGAAUGGAUGGAUGGGUGGGUGGGUGUGUGAGAAAGGAGAAAAAGUAAAAGAAAAAGAAAAAGAAAAAGCUUACGCUGUAUGGAUGCAGUCGUUACGAUCGAUGUUGUUGGAUUCCUGGACUUGAAAGGUCGGAUGAUGAUGUGGCACGAUUUGAUCUUCGUUAUCGUUCGUAGAUUUCGUAAUGACCUGAUAGGUACAAAAAAAAAAAAAAAAAAAAAAGAAAAAAAAAGAAAAAAGAAAAACAAAA
Molecule: messenger RNA, 4819 nt
Organism: Vespa velutina
Lineage: Eukaryota; Metazoa; Arthropoda; Insecta; Hymenoptera; Vespidae
Gene: sud1
Product: prolyl 3-hydroxylase OGFOD1
Exons: 2
Coding region: 1158-3308 (716 amino acids)
Biological process (GO): regulation of translational termination; peptidyl-proline hydroxylation
Cellular component (GO): cytoplasm
Molecular function (GO): iron ion binding; L-ascorbic acid binding; peptidyl-proline dioxygenase activity
Source: RefSeq, a predicted model, not a curated record